GACUAUGACAUAACAUCAAAAAAUAAAGUGAAGGUGAUCUUAGCUGCUAACAUUAUUAUUAGCUGGAUAUUUUUAGCUAUACAAAACAAUUUAUUAGAUGCUCUGUCCAGGAUUAAUCAGGCAUAAAAGUAGUCAAUAAAAUGGAUCAAGUUUCGAAUGUAUUUAACGGUUUUACAAACAUAAUGGAUCAAAAUAUACGAGGAGUACAGCUUGGCUGUUACUCUGUAGCUCUAGUUGGGCUAACAGUUGCUAUGCGAAAAGUGAGACCGUUUAGUAAAUUUAAAGCGCCUUCUGACAUCCCUAAUCAUUUCGUUAAAGAAAGGCGUGAGUUAACGGGCUUGGUGAAGCGAAUUGAACCUGACGGCGCUUUAUUGAUGGUACAGCAUAAGCCCUUGGUUAAUAUCCCUUUGAUACCUUCUGGUCAGUUACCUGUCAAAAUAACAGGGGUCAAUGUCACCGGACUGGGAAUAAGCUGGUUACAGACUGUAGUUGUUGGCAGCGAAGUAAAAUUUGUACCUAUUUUGAAAGGACGAAACUUGGUAGAAUGUGAAGUUCUGCUUGUGCAACCUUCUAAAGAUAAGAAGAAGAAGCCACAGUUAGUAAACAUAGGAGAGAGCUUGGUGAGAAUAGGUUUCGGAGCGACAGAGAACAAUGAAAAAGCUCUUGUCGAAGAUCGUCUUCGCUCGCACUAUUACAACCAACUUCGUAAUGCCGAGUUAUACGCGCUUCGCAAGAGACUGGGCCUUAGAUAUUACAUAAAACCGACUAAAAAAGUCCUUACGACUCUAGGAAUUUACCUGUACGUGCUUCUGGGGAAGACCUACCAGAAAAUCUCCAAUCUUCCUUAUAAACUGCCAAAGAUAUACGCGUCAUAGCAGCAGCGGAUUCAUAUAGCGCUCGAUUGUGCUAUUCUAGUCUUACAGAUCCUCGCCAUUUACAAUAUAAUCGCCUUUUUCUUCUAUCCGAAACGUAAAUCGCCAUGGCAGGACUUGAGUAGUGCCAUAGAGUUACUUCUUUAUGAUUAAUAUAUACUUACAUGUACACAUUUUUUGAUAUGAUCGAUCGACAUGUUAAUUAAAUUGGAAGAUAUGUGAUAUCGAACAAUCCGCUGCCGCAGGUAGGGUCAAGUUCGUACGUUUUCAUUUAAUUUUUGGCGCUGACUGAGAUCGUUUAGUUGUGACUACCUUCAAGCAUUUAGUGGGCAUUUAUUUUAGUGUCCUAAAAAGAACUGAACCUCCGAUAACUUUUCAAGACAGAGUUCUAUCAAAGAAGGUUUGCGAUGCAGAUUGUAAGAUAUCUAGAAACCAAUAUACUGUUGACCUUGGGGUUGACCUUGACUUUAAAUUUCAAGGUCAAACCAACAUCAACUUGGACAUUAAAUGGAACACUUUAUUUUUUAUGCUGACAAUCAAUACAAUGCUGAAUUUUAUGUUCGAUUAGGGGGUAAAAAAAUUUUCUGGUAUGUCCUAGCAUGGCAUUUGAAACUCAUUUUUCUCUGAAUAUCUCAACAAGAAUUUUUUAUCGAAAUCUGUGAUCAGAGAUUUUUUCCAGGACUCUUCUUGUAGAUCACAAUGAAGGUCAAACACAUUUUUCACAAAAAAUAACAAAUAUAAAGGAAAAAGAUAAAUAUAAACAUGCAAAUUGAUGAAAGCUGAAGAAAUUAUAAAAAAGGCAAUUAAUAUCUGUAGGUAUUUGAAUUUUUCAGAGUAAAUGUUCGAAUUAGUGGUCGUCUACAGUUUGACGGUUCAUAAAAAUAAAACAGCUUUCUAAUCAUAUUUUUAUCUAUCAAAGCAGCUUCAUGGCGUUCGACGCUCUAUUGGUUGCCGAUAUAAAAAUUGGGUGUUCAAUAUGACAUUUUCAAGUUUACCUUGGCCUGACCUUGUAAAUUGUGCCGAAGGUCAACCAUCAAAAUUUCCAUUCAAAGUGCCACAAAUUUUGUUUGAAUCAUUUUCCUUCAACACAAGUUAACCUUGGUUUGACCUUGAAACUAAAGAUUAAGGUCAAACUCGAACGUAUCGGUUUCUUGAUAUUUUAUGACAUCUGAAAUUUUUUAGCAGUGACUUAAUUCUAAAGUUUCGAAGGAUUCGAGUUUUUUGGGGACACAAUGUAUGUAACACUGUGUCAUCAUAAAACAUGUUUGUAUAUUUACAUAGAAAAUUUAUACCUACUGGAACUACUUGUAUUUCUUAAAAGAAUUGACGAAGGCAGUUUACUUAUGGCACAAUGUAUUUGUUUAAACAUGUCACUUCGUUAUAUCAUUUGUUGUUAAAUUGUUAUUAUGUAAUACGAGGUUUUUUAUUUCAAAUAAAAUACUAUGGAUUAUUUUUUAAAUUUAUUUGUUUAAAAUAAAUCAUAAACACUAUAAA
Anoplophora glabripennis (Asian longhorned beetle) is the source of this 2366-nucleotide messenger RNA. RefSeq lists its product as uncharacterized. The transcript is spliced from 4 exons. The record is from RefSeq and is a predicted model, not a curated record. NCBI's taxonomy places the organism in Eukaryota, Metazoa, Arthropoda, Insecta, Coleoptera, Cerambycidae. Bases 141 to 875 code for a protein of 244 amino acids.